Gryllus bimaculatus (two-spotted cricket) is the source of this 3227-nucleotide messenger RNA. The record is from the annotation of a GenBank genome assembly. NCBI's taxonomy places the organism in Eukaryota, Metazoa, Arthropoda, Insecta, Orthoptera, Gryllidae.
GAAAAAUACUGAUUUAUUUAGACUACAUAUUUUUUGCAUUAUCGCAUAAAAUUGUUUUCAACUCCAGAAUGCCCAUACGGAUUCGGAGGUUAAUAGGGGAAUUUGAGUAGAUAAAGCUGGCAGCUCGACGAAUGUCUCUGCUGGUCUCAAAUACAAUUCUCAACGCUCGGAGCCGAGUACAAAAAGAACCAGAAUGAGUUAUACAUUGAGCUCUGAUAAGCAUUGUAGCACCCUUAUGAGUGCUUUGAAUAAAUUUAGAGAAACAAAGAAAUUUCAUGAUGUAUGCUUCCUAGCAGAUUCAGAAAGACUGUAUGUCAACAGAACUAUUUUAGCUGCAUACAGUCCCUACAUGGAGCACGUACUAAAUGAUUUGAACAAUACUACAGUGGUGUUUGUAGCCCAUGGAAUUUCUGCAAAAACUAUGAACCAGUUGAUAGAUUUUAUGUAUCGAGGAGUUAUCAGCAUUGCUCAAGAGGAUGUUAUGCCCUUGAUAAAUGCAGCAAAGAUAUACCAUAUUGUGGGACUCAAAGACUGUGCAAAUAGUGAAGGAUCAUUGGGGAAGGCAAGUCAUCAAGGACAAUUCAACUGCACCACACCACUACAUCCACGCCAUCUCCACACCCAGACCUACAUCGAUCCACCACUGCAGAAAAUUCCACCCUCGUCAUUAACAGCGAGCCAGCUUUUCUCCCAUUGUCCAGCCCAAGUGGUAUCCUCGCAGCCCUUGGAGCAGACAGGUUCUGCCAGCACAUGCUGUUCUCAUAUCUGUGCUUCUGCACGUGUCACCAUCACUUCUAAGCCAGCUGCUCCACCUAGCACAUCUUUUGCACGUGAUAUCGUGCUGGGCUCAGGUAUCUCCAUCACCCCCACAUCAGUGGAGCCAGCCACUUCGUCUUCAGGAUUGUUUCAGUGCUCCCCCAACUCUCAUCUCCAUCAACAGCACAUUGGCUCACUGGCAAAAACAUUUCCACCCCCAGUUUCAGAUAUCAGCAGACAAAACCAUGGAGAUGCUGAGUCCUCUGCCAUUGUGGAACCCAUGGCAGCAUCCAGCAGUUCUGUGCCUACUGAUCAUUUGCCCUCCCAAAGUGCCACAGUUCUACUCUCUGCAUCGCAGGUUACAACAUCUUGUAGCUCUGCACCUGCAACCACUACACAGUCAGUCUCUUCUGCCAGUUCUACUACCUCGCAAUCCAUCUCCAACCGGCCUCAUAGCAAGGACUCUGAAAACUGUGAAUCACCAUCUGUGCGUGUCUCCAUACACAGGAAACGCUCUCGCAGCCCCCAUAAAAUACAAAUAUGCCAAACUUCCCCUGCCCCUUCUGAAAGAAACGAUAACAGUGUUGCUCCAAACACACAAGCUUCUGACUUAACAAUUGAACUCGAAGAACUAGGAACCAAUAUAAAGAAAAAUAGUUCUAGCUCUUCAGAAGGGGAAGAUAUUAUCAAUGAAGUACUCGCUUUAGCUGACAGUGUGUUACCUGCCGCUUCCACCCCGCUGGUCAAACGAACAUCUCCAAGAAGAACGGGAUUAAGUGGUCCCUUUGCACGCCGUAGUCACUCAUUUCGUUACCCUGGCAUACAGAGAAAUGUGUCACCUUUGGGAGGAAGUUCCAAGCCCUCUAAUAACCAGUUGCCAGCAGAAGCUACUUCUCCAAAAUCGAAAGUGAUUGUGAGAGAGCAGUAUCGUGGUGUUCAUCGACCUCCUGGCCGAAGACGUGGUAAACCUCGCUAACUUACUUAGCGAAAAAGUAAUAGUCUUGGCCCAAUCUGGUACAAUUGAUAUCUAGUGGAGAGCAGACUUGGGUCGAGUGGAAAGCAUCAUGAUCUGCAGAAUCUCAGUAUAAAGAGUAAAGUAUUGGAAUCUGAGAAGAUAAAAAAUAAUGAAAGAACUGAAGAAGAUGAAAUGUUUUGAAUGUGAGUUUGAUUCAAAAUAAAAAUUUUUAAGUGGUUUCUUUGUAUGUGCCUAACCCUGCCUAAUUUCUACCUCACUAAUUCCCGCUAUACUACGAAGCAUUUUACAUUUGAAUUUUUUAAUAUAUUCUUAUUCUUAACUCGUAAUAUAAAAAGUUCUUCUAAAAAUGUAGGCUUCAGUAAUGUGGUGUUUUAAGAUAUGUUAUGCCAAUUUAAAAAUUAAAAAGUUAAUAUAAUAUUUGUUGUUAUGUAGGUGAGUGGGAUUUGAAAGUUAGAAACCACUUGAAAUGUUACUUUGUCAAUCAUUCAUCAAAUGAUUUUAUUUCUUUAUGUUAAGAAGGACAUUCUAGCUAAGCUUAGAUGAAGUUCAAUACAUAUAAAAAUAAUAAAUACAUACAUUGAGAAAAAUGAGCCAUCUUUCCAUUCCACUCUCAGGGUUAAAGCAGUUUUGACCUACGGUGAAUCAUUCAUCAUAAAUGCGUGUGGUUGUUUAGCCAUGAUGUAUGUUGGUGCAUUCAUCUCCAUACAUUCAUGUUUGUGUUCAGUGUUUGUAUGGAUACAAACUAUAAAAUGAUAGUGUAUUGUAAUGCUGACAUAUGAUAACAUGUGAUGGAUACUAGAGGCAUUGAAUCUUCCUUAUUUACAUCACUAGCUUCCAUAUUAUUGCACAUCCAUGAUCUCAUCACAGCCUCAUCACACCAUCGAUGUACUGUGUUGUGUAAUUGAGUUGUUUGUCUCAAGAAAGUUAGUGUGUUAGAAAAUUACUGUUAUCAUGGAUUAGUGUUGUAGAUAAAGGAUGCCCUUGGAACACUAACAUCUAAAUAAAAUUAAAAAGGAUUUGAGUUGAGAAUUAUGCAGAACUUUGAUUGAAAUUAUAGGCUUUUUAAUGUUUGUGUGAUAAGACGUGUGUUUCUGAUUAAAACACCAUUUGUUUGUUAAGAAACAAUAAGUAUUGCUUCUGAUGUUUUUAUAUGUGUAUGUCUGACUGGUAAUGUUUUUGUGAAUGUCUGACUACGUUGUCAAACUGUCUCUGUUUAACACAAUGCAUCACCUAUAAUUUAUAGUAUCAUUCUGUUUUAUAUAUGUUGGUAAAAUAUGAAACCGAACAUCAACAAUUAGCCCUAACAAAGUAUCAAUGUUUUUUCUUGUCUUGGCUGCAUUUCAAAGGGCAAAAAGAAUCUAUGAAAAUGUUGUAGUUGUGAAGUCAAGUAAUACUAUUGCAAAUAAAAUAAAUAUUAUCUGGUAAUCAUUGUAAUAGAAAUCAUGUUCUUUCAAGAUGAAGGCGGCUCCACAACACCCACACCACCAAAGGCGAC